Messenger RNA from Nothobranchius furzeri (turquoise killifish), 310 nucleotides. NCBI's taxonomy places the organism in Eukaryota, Metazoa, Chordata, Actinopteri, Cyprinodontiformes, Nothobranchiidae. The record is from RefSeq and is a predicted model, not a curated record.
UGGCGCCGUGCCCUCUUCCAGCGCGUCAGGUGUGUGAGGUAACAGUAGCCUGCAGGUGUGUGAGUAGCAGACCGUCUCAUCAGCGCUCAGUGAGUUCCUGGAAAGCGUGCACGCAAACGGAUAGCUGAGAAACAAGCCAAAGAUGGCCUCCUUUGCACCAUUCAGUCGCAGGCAGUGGGCGUCCCAGUCGCUGAGGGUCACCGCCAAGGAGCUGUCCAUCGUUUCUGCCCGGGGCAAAAACACCGCCAUCGCAGAACGCUUCGCCAGAUACCAGAAAGCUGCAGAGGGAGGGAGCAGAGAGAAGAAAACG